AUGACGAAAAAAGCGCAUGGCGCUGUUGGCGAACAUAAACAGGCCCUGCCCUUGAAGUUUUGCGUCACCUUCGUGUCGCCAGCAAUGAAAGUAAACAGGGUGUGCGCAGAUCCCCCACUGCAACCCUGUGGUUGUCCCACACAGCAUGGCUCAAGUCAGCCUGCGCCAAGACCGGCGCCGAAGCCGAGGCUUCAGGCCACUGGCAUCCCAAACGGAAGGAUGAAGACGAAAAAGCCCAUCUGUGCAGCGGCACAGGAUGAUUUGGGUGGAGAGUCCUCGGACGAAGCAUCAGAGGCUCCAAUGACAACAUACCUGCUCUAUGAGAGCUCUGCAGGUUAUGCUUUGUUUCUCAAGAAAGAGUUCGAAGAGACCGCCGAAACAGAGGAGGAGGUGCAGAACUCCCUCCUCGACCCCAAGAAGGUGAGCAAGAUUCUUUCCUUGCAUGCAUGGACACAGUUCCGGGAUGCAGAGGAUGCACUGAACCAAGCGAACUCCAUUGCAGCUGGCAUCGCAACGGAGGAACUCGUGAACUUCUUAGAGAUGAACCUGCCAAAGAAGAAGAAGACCUACCAGCUGGGCGUCUACGAUCCGGAGCUUGGAAAGGCUUUGGCCGAGCAGUUCCCGAUUGCUCACGGCCAGUCGGUGAAGGAACUGCUGCGAGGCUGCCGCCUGCAUUUCAACCGCUUGGUGAAGGACCUCAGUGAAGGCGAUCUCGACAAAGCUCGGCUUGGACUGGGCCAUGCAUUCAGCCGAGCACGAAUGCAGCUGGACCCGAACAGACAGGACAAGCCCAUCAUGAACACCAUCGCCUUGCUGGACAACCUGGACAAGAACAUCAACACCUUUGCAAUGCGAGUUCGGGAGUGGUAUGCGUGGCACUUCCCGGAGCUCACAAAGAUUGUCACCGACAACAUCGCCUAUGCAAAGGUCUCUCGAGUUGUCCGGGUCAGAGACAACUUCGAAGGUGACAAAGAGGCUCUAACAGAAGCCUGUGGAUCAGAAGACGUUGCAGAUGAAAUCUUGAAAGCGCUGAAGAUGUCCAUGGGGCAGGACAUUGUCGAGAUGGACAUGAAGAACAUCGAUCACUUUGCAAGUGAGGUUAUCAAGCUUGCAGACAUGCGAAAGACACUGCACGAGUACCUCAAGGCGAAGAUGGACUUGGUUGCCCCCAACCUGGCGGCAUUGAUCGGUGAGAUCAUCGGAGCGAGACUCAUCUCUCAUGCAGGGAGCCUCACCAACCUGGCAAAGUACCCGGCUUCGACAGUCCAGAUCUUGGGCGCAGAGAAGGCGCUCUUCCGCGCCAUCAAGACCAAGGGCAACACUCCAAAGUAUGGAUUGAUAUUCCACUCGACUUUCAUUGGCCGUGCGCAGCAGAAGAACAAGGGCCGAAUAUCUAGGUACUUGGCGAACAAGUGCUCCCUAGCAUCCCGAAUUGAUUGCUUUUCUGACGAAGCGACCACUGUUUUCGGUGAGAAGCUGAAGGACCAGGUGGAGGAGCGGCUAACGUUCCUCUCCGAGGGCACCACGCCGCGCAAGAACCUGGAAGUCAUGCAGGAAGCCAUUAAGGAGGUGACGAAGCUGCGUAAAAAGAGGGCGAAAAAGGCGAAGGCUGCAGCGGAGGCUGCAGCAGCUGGUGAGGAGGUUGAGGAAGGAGCAGUAAAGCCCAAGAAGAAGAGACCAGCGGCCGAAGUUCCAGAGGAGGCAGAGGAGACGCCAGCACCAAAAAAGAAGAAGAAGAGGGCUGCAGAAGCCGAAGAGGAGACGGCUGCAUCAGAGGCCACGCCCAAGCGAAAGAAGAAGGCCUCUGCGUGA
Molecule: messenger RNA, 1812 nt
Organism: Symbiodinium sp. CCMP2456
Lineage: Eukaryota; Dinophyceae; Suessiales; Symbiodiniaceae
Source: the annotation of a GenBank genome assembly